Plasmodium gonderi is the source of this 1314-nucleotide messenger RNA. Its product is annotated as variable surface protein. The transcript has 3 exons. NCBI's taxonomy places the organism in Eukaryota, Apicomplexa, Aconoidasida, Haemosporida, Plasmodiidae. The record is from RefSeq and is a predicted model, not a curated record. Bases 1 to 1314 code for a protein of 437 amino acids.
AUGAGUGAUACUUUAGGGGAUGAAGUUCUUAAUAAUUUACCUACUAAAAAGAAGUACACUAUUUUCGAUAAGAAAAAUGAAUAUUGUUAUAAUUCUUAUAUUGAAAAUAAUGCAAAAAAUCUCUUAGGAAACAAAGGGGAGCUUGCAAAUGUUUCUAAUAAAAUAUAUAAUGCCUUAUGUUAUGCAUAUAAUCAAUAUAAGACAAAGGUAUUUAAUAGUGAAGAUUGUAAUUAUCUGUACUUUUGGUUAGUUGAUAUGUUAGACAAAAAUUUAACAGAUGAAAAUUCCUUUUACGCUGCUAUGAUAAGACUUAAUUUUAUACUAGAGCAAGCAAGUCUGAGUACAUGUAAUUCUAGUAUUUAUAAAAUAAAUCCAAAAAAUGUUAAGAAUAUAAAGAUAUUAUUUGAUUUUUCUAAAGAUUAUGAUGAACUUAAAAAACAUUUUCCUACAUCUAAUAAGCCUUGUAAUGGUUCUUUUAAGUUACAUCUUGAUGGAUAUGUCAUGAAAUAUACUGAGUUCAAAAACAUUUGUAAUGAUUCAUAUAAUAGCCAUGAGACAUGUACAGCUUUUAAAAAAUAUUUUACAGAUAAGAAUAAUUUAAACUUAACUCAAUGGACAUGUAAUUUAGCAAGAAACAUUAAUGAUCAUGCAGCAUCACAAGAACUUGGAAGAAUGGGACAACACACUGUACAAGAAAAAUUAUUAAUAGCCGAGACAUAUUCACUUGAACAGAGUAGAAUACAUGGAGUAGGCGAAUAUACAAGUGAAGACAUAGAUGAAGAAAUUGAUAAAGGAAUGGAAGGUACAACAACAGAAGGUAGAGAAAAAGAAGUUGCUGGAAUAAAAGAUGAAAAUAUAGAAGGUGCAGUAAAAGGAGUUGAAGAUAUAGGAGUUAUAUAUAUAGGAAGUGCACAAAAAUCAGGUUCUGAUGGAGGAGGUGCUCAAAAAGAAGCUGAAGUCAUAACGGCUUAUCCUACAUAUGAACAACAGAUAAUAAACACACAUUCAGAAGAUCCUUCUCUGGAUGUUAACAAUACAAAAUCGAGUACACGUAUUGAUUUUUCAGCAUAUUCUUCUUCAAAUACUAUGGUCAUUGCUUCUUUAUUUGUAGGAAUUACAGUUUUUUUCAUUAUACUAUACAAAGUAAUUGUUAAUUUUUCUCCAUUUGGGUAUUGGUUAAAAAAAUCCUUACUGCGAAAAUAUAGAAGGAAACAUAAUAUAAUAAUGGGUGGAAAUACAAUAAGAAAUUAUUCGAUUUCUGAAGAUAUAGAUUCACCAAGAAGAUUUAGUGUAAAAUACAAUAGUAAUAUAUAA